Messenger RNA from Pseudophryne corroboree (corroboree frog), 1746 nucleotides. Its product is annotated as G-protein coupled receptor 37-like 1. Gene Ontology annotation, biological process: positive regulation of MAPK cascade; adenylate cyclase-inhibiting G protein-coupled receptor signaling pathway. The coding region runs from base 27 to 1517 and encodes 496 amino acids. Gene Ontology annotation, cellular component: plasma membrane; signaling receptor complex. The transcript is spliced from 3 exons. NCBI's taxonomy places the organism in Eukaryota, Metazoa, Chordata, Amphibia, Anura, Myobatrachidae. Gene Ontology annotation, molecular function: G protein-coupled peptide receptor activity. The record is from RefSeq and is a predicted model, not a curated record.
UAAAGAUUCUUGUACAGUGUUUAGUCAUGCGGGAGAGACACAGAAGCAUUCACAGAGGAAUAGGCUGCUCUUUGUGUCACUCUGUAGUUUCUCCCCACAUUCCCUCCUCUUUGCAGUUUAGAAAAGACUUUUCCUUUGCAAGUAUGACUGCUUCACGAGUGGUGUUGGGAUCUUUACUGAUUCUUUUGCUUUUUCAAUUUGCAAACAUCAAGAAGACAAGUUGUAGCUCAGAGCCAAGAGCCCAGAUUCCACACAGGAACACUACUGCAAUAGGAAAUGUUUACCAUGGUAUAGACAAACAGGUGAAAGCAAGAGCCAAAAGAGGCUCACAAGGUGCAGAGCCUAGAGAAGAUGCCAGGAUGUUAGGAUACCCUAGGCUCAUCAAGGCUCCAACCACUGGGGCACCUGAUGUACACCGCAUGCAUAAUGAUUCAUCACUUUCAAGCACCUGGAGACCAAAGCUGGCAAACUCUCUGUACCCACUAGGUGAAAAUUCCAUCAGUGCAUAUGGAGUGCUUCUGCUGUCUCUUGUUGUGUUUGCCGUGGGCAUUGUGGCCAAUCUAUCCAUCAUGUGCAUAGUGUGGCACAGUAUGUCUAUGAAGAGCGCUUGGGACUCCAUCCUGGCUGGUAUAGCACUCUGGGACUUCCUGCUCCUCUUCUUCUGUUUGCCUGUGGUUGUCUUCCAAGAGAUCACAACCCGCAGGCUUCUUGGGGUACUUUCCUGUCGCAUUGUACCUUAUAUGGAGGUUUCGUCUCUUGGUGUCUCUACAUUCUCCUUAUGUGCCCUGGGUAUAGAUCGCUUCCAAUCUAUAACUUCUUCCCAACUGACUUCAAGACCGGUGGAACAGUGUCAGUCUAUCCUGGGAAAGGUGUCUGUUAUCUGGAUUGGCUCCCUGAUACUUGCUCUUCCAGAGAUCCUCUUGUGGCAGUUCAAGCAGGAGCGUUCUCCAGUGUCUGGGUUAGUCAGUGAUUCCUGUGUCAUGUAUCCAUCUCCUGACCUGCCUCAAGUUCUGUAUUCUCUUGUUCUCACUUACAAGCAAGCCCGUAUGUGGUGGUUUCUGGGCUGCUACUUCUGCCUACCACUCCUCUUUACUAUGACUUCACUACUGGUGACGCUACGGAUUGUUGGAAAUAUAAAAAACGUAAAAAAUGACCAAUGUCAACGCCAGCAUAGUUGGAUAGUAGCAGGUCUAGCCAUUGUAUAUGGAGUCUGCAUUCUUCCUGAAAAUGUCACAAAUAUCUUGGUCACUUACACCAGCUUGGAUGUCUCUCAGGAUCUCCUGACACUUAUCACUCAGUUUUUCUUAUUUCUGAAGUGUGCAGUAACACCAGUCCUGCUCUUGUGCGUCUCCAAAGCACUGGGCCAGGCUUUCCUGGAUUGCUGCUGCUGUUGCUGUGAUGAUGAUACUAAUCCAGGCAGUGUUCGUAAUGUGGAUGAGAUAAAUGCAACAUUGGAUCAGCUUACUCCUCCUUACAGCACGAGCGAUUCUGAACAACAUCUGGGAACACCAUGUUAAUGAAGAGAAGGACCAGAGAUUGUGAUAAAAGGUGGCCGAAUAGUACCCACACUUUGGGCAUCUUCCCGUCUCUUCUUGGACAAAAUGACUUCUCUGGCUCUGGGACACAUAUGCUUUAUACAGUGUCUUUACGUGUACUUCCUGGAGGGUUGAAGAUUGAACAACACGAAGUGUCUGUGUAUAAUAUUUGAAUAUUGUAUGACUAUCCUGUAAUAAAGGUAUAUCUCUA